GGGCGAGAGGUGUGAUCCUGAUUCAGGUUUGGACAAGGAUACAACACCGCCGGAUCGCUCCCCAAACUACUAUUGUAAUCGUAGUCGGAUCGCUCGCCAAACUACUAUUGUAAUCGUAGUCGGAUCACCUCCUCAAUUUUCUUUUUAUCCCUCUCCCCACGCGCCUUGGAUACGCCCACGAAUUUUCGCUGGGUUCCUGGUCAGAUUACCUUCGCGUCGCUGCCGCCGCCGGCUGAUCGACACGUCGGGAUGAACAAAUUAACUCCUCCUGCCAGCCGCGGCAACAGCAGCUCAGAAGAAAGCACAUGGACACAAGAGAAGACGGUAAACAUCCCAAUCCCAGCUACAGAAGAGAAGAAGGUUCUAACUGACCACGAACAAGAACGGGGACAAGACGAAUUACAAAACCUCCUUGAUCUGGACGAAGAGUCCAUCUUGACGAAGAGCGCAUAUCUCAUUGAGAAGUUGAACACUGCUAAUUUACCAGUAUUCCUUUCUACCUAUGAUGAAAGGCAACAGGUUGAUGUCUACCACCGGCUCUCCCGGUACUACAUCGAAGCCCUUGAGUUAUCCUCUUCCGGAGAGGAACUGGAGAAUGCACGAAGGAACAAGGAGUUGGACCCUCUGCAUGUUUACGAAAAGAUUUUCCUUCAGCGCGUCAAAGAGGAUCCCGAAUGGUACUUCCAUCCUGAACAAUGCAAGCUUGCUGGCUUGGACGACUACCAGCGGCUACUGCUUCGUGAUGAUGUAGGUCAACAAUUGACUCCUCCAUGGCAAAUAUUUUAACUUCCAUUCAUGCUGACUUGAUCAAAUUUGUUUCUACAACCACAUUUAAUCUGCAUUCUGUUUAAACUACA
Messenger RNA from Hordeum vulgare subsp. vulgare (domesticated barley), 857 nucleotides. RefSeq lists its product as uncharacterized. The coding region runs from base 250 to 786 and encodes 178 amino acids. NCBI's taxonomy places the organism in Eukaryota, Viridiplantae, Streptophyta, Magnoliopsida, Poales, Poaceae. The record is from RefSeq and is a predicted model, not a curated record. The transcript has 2 exons.